This is a messenger RNA of Amphimedon queenslandica, 1224 nucleotides long. RefSeq names its product aryl hydrocarbon receptor nuclear translocator homolog. NCBI's taxonomy places the organism in Eukaryota, Metazoa, Porifera, Demospongiae, Haplosclerida, Niphatidae. Gene Ontology annotation, cellular component: nucleus; transcription regulator complex; cytoplasm. Gene Ontology annotation, molecular function: DNA-binding transcription factor activity. The coding region runs from base 77 to 1111 and encodes 344 amino acids. The record is from RefSeq and is a predicted model, not a curated record. The transcript has 4 exons. Gene Ontology annotation, biological process: regulation of DNA-templated transcription.
UUUUUAAAGUUAUGGCUAUCUGAAAUGUUUAAUGUUGUCAUAUUAGUUAUUAAGUACUGGUUAUUAAAGGUUAUUAAUGGUUAUUAGGAAUUUGACUCCGGCUGAGAGACAAUCUUUACAAGUUGAGAAAGAUGCCAAUGGGGCCUGUCUUGUUGCUGUUGCUAGGUUGCAGCAUUUUGGAGACUCCACCUCUUCCGCUUGUGCUAGUUCCAUGCUACCUAGCAAUGAUAGAGAGUUUAUUGCAAGAGUUGGAGUUGAUGGACGUUUCAGCUAUAUUGACCCACGUGUCUCUAAUAUUUUGGGUUAUCUUCCCCAAGAUCUCAUUGGUCACAACUCCUAUGAUUACUUUCAUCCUGAUGACAUGCAAAAGAUGAUACAGCUCCACCACGAAGCAAUGAAGCAGAGGACUCCAAUGCCAACUGUCCAUUAUCGCUUCCUCUCAAAGGACAAGAAGUGGGUUUGGCUUGCAAUGAAAGCCUUCAGUUUUGUUAAUCCAUUCUCUCAUCAAGUGGAAUAUGUUGUAUGCACUAAUGUAGUACAUACAAGGUCAACUGGAGGGGAGAAGUCAGAGCAGGCUCAAGAAACAGUGGCACAAGUUGAUGCCUCCAAACAAUCAACCUCUGGUCCUGUUAAUAGAGGAGCAAGCAGUAGUAGUAGAGGAGGGGGAAUGAAAAACAAUGAACUCACCGACCUUCUUCCUGAUUUAAACUGGCAGCAGACCUCAAAAAGCAGCAGCAGCAGCACCAUACCUCCUCCUCUUCCUGCUCCCUCUACUUCCUCUCAGUCUCUUGUGGACUCUCAGUCUUCAAGUGUAGUCACUCAACCAGCUGACACUACUGUGCAGGAGAAUGCAGUGACUGCUCAGAGACUUGUUGAAAAUUACAUGAAGAUGACAACGCCGACCCCACACAGAAAAGAUUUCAAUUACGGCUUUCCUCCUGGCCUGUUUCCUGCUGAAGUUGAUCUCGAGGGCUCAGCUCAAGCUUAUCACAGUUUGAUUGAUGGGCUUGAGAAUUGCUCUGACCUGCAGCAGCUCUUGAAUCAAGUUGAUGCUGAUCCUUUCAGAUCCAAUAAUAUAUUUAACGAGCUUGAUCUUGAUAUUUUUGAUUAGAAUUAAGACAGAUGCUUCAUACUCUCUCUCCCCUCAUCAUCUCAUAUUAUUAUUAUUAUUAUUAUUACUAUUUUGUUGUACAGUUUUUGAUAUUGUGAUUUUUUAUUCAUAAA